Molecule: messenger RNA, 2191 nt
Organism: Chlamydomonas reinhardtii
Lineage: Eukaryota; Viridiplantae; Chlorophyta; Chlorophyceae; Chlamydomonadales; Chlamydomonadaceae
Exons: 13
Coding region: 67-1845 (592 amino acids)
Molecular function (GO): hydrolase activity, hydrolyzing O-glycosyl compounds
Source: RefSeq, a predicted model, not a curated record
AAAACUGAGUUUAAAGCUGUGUGCUUAAGCAACAGCCUUUUUCAACUGUAUCAAGUUAAUGCAGAAAUGUCUGCAUCUCAGAAGUGCUUCGUGCAGCGGAAGGGAACAAGGCUUGUUGUGGGCUCCGAUUCUUUCUACUUUGCAGGUGCUAAUUGCCACUACCUGCUGACGCACGCCGCAAAUGAGAGCCAACGACCGCUCGUGCUGGAGGUCCUUGAUGACGCGCAGCGGCUCAACCUCACAGUCCUCCGUUGCUGGGCCUUCUGUGACGGCCCUGAUGAGUGGAACGCACUGCAGCGCGAGCCAGGCCAGCUGUGCGAGCACGUGCUUGAAGGCCUGGACUGGCUGGUCGAGGAGGCGGGCAGGCGGGGGCUCAGGCUGCUGCUGGUGCUCACCAACUACUGGCCCGACUAUGGCGGCAUGCCGGCCUACGUCAGGUGGAGGUUCGGCAUCCCCGACCGCAGCAGUCACGACACCAAGACGCACCCUACCUCGCUGUUCUACACGGACCCGCAGUGCCAGGCCACAUUCCGGCGGGCGACGGGGGCGCUACUGGCGCGUGUCAACCGCCGCACGGGGCUGCCCUACGCCGCCGACCCCACCAUCAUGGGCUGGGAGCUAGCCAACGAGCCGCGAUGCGAGGGCCCGGGCGGGGCGGACAUGGUCCGGGAGUUCGUGUGGUCCACGGCCGAGUUCGUGAAGCGCCUGGCGCCGCGGCAGCUGGUGACGGUAGGGCUGGAGGGCUUCUUCGGGGCCAGCACGCCAGACCUGCUACAGCACAACCCCUACAGCUCCGCCUCCUCACACGGCUCGGACUUCGCGGCCGUGUUCGCGCACCCCGCCCUGGACUUUGCCAGCAUACACCUGUACCCCGACCAGUGGUGCCCGCCGGCCACACCGCGGGCGGAGCUCAAGAACUUCAUGCGCAGCUGGAUCCGCAGCCACGCGGCGCUGUGUGGGGAGCGGCUGAACAAACCCCUGGUAUUGUCAGAGUUCGGCAAGCGGGACCCGAUGACCUACCAUGGCCGCGACUGCUCACAUCACAUGAACCGCAUGGAGGCGUUUACGGAAGUGUUGGACUGCUGUAUGGAGCUCGCCACGGCCGGUGGCCCGCUUGCAGGCGUGUGCGCCUGGAUGCUGGCGGCACGGCAGUACCCGGACUAUGAUGGCUACACGCUCAAGCUCGGGCCGCCCAGCACCACUCCAGCCGGCGCUGGCGGCGCCCGGCGCAGCUGCGAGUUGCAGGCGGCCCACGCCGCCAAGGGUGAUGUUGCGCCGGCGCCGGCAGGGGAGGCCGAGUGGGGCAGCGGCCGCCUGGACCUAGGGCGGGACACGGGGCCUCUGCGUGACAUCCAGGAGUCAGCGCAGGAGGGAGCCGAGGAGGAGCAGAACGAUGAGGAGGAGCAGUCGCACUGGAAAGACCAGGACCAGCACCCGGGAGCUCCGCCGAUGGGGACCAAGCAGGGCGGCGGCCGCAGCAGCUGCGGGGACAGCGACGUGCGGCUCUUCGGCGCCACGUCAGGCAGCUCAACAGCCGCGCAGAAGACCGCCGCCGCAGAUGGAGGCCCGCAGCAGGUACCGCAGGUCUUGCACUACAGCCAGUACAUUUACAGCGGCCACUGCAACCAGGCGGACGAACCGGCGGUCGAGGCCCUGCAGCAGUAUGGCGCGGUUAUGAAGCGUCUGUGCCUGUUGGGCCCGAGCGCAGUGGCGUGGGCAAGCGGUUCCGGGGAGCAGGAGGCGGGGCCUAAGGGGGUUAGCACAGCGAGCGGCAGGAAUGGCGGCAGCUGGUGGUGCGGCUUGCCGACUGCGUGCUUCGGGCGCGGGCGGAAGCACCCCGACUGAUGGAGGUGUGCGAGUGUGAAAUAGUGAGCGCGCGUGUUGACGGGGUUGCUCAAGACUGUGGGAAAUGGCAGGUAGGCACAUCCUCAAAGUUGCAUUUGUUGGCUGCUUGGACGUUUGACGAGUGCUCCAGUGUGCUAACGCACUGGUACCAGUACCACAGCACCCAACACCGGUGUUGGGUGCUGUGAACUAAUCGUGGUCUGCAGGAUGGCGUGCGGACAACUAACAAUGCGCGAUGAACACCUGAAGGUAAACAUGAUGGGAUGGAUGGAUGGAUGUGCGAUGGGAUGGAUGGAUGGACGGAUGGAUGGAGCGACAGUCCGCUGGCGAAGGUGCUGCACAUACU